Messenger RNA from Malaya genurostris, 860 nucleotides. RefSeq lists its product as uncharacterized. The transcript is spliced from 3 exons. Lineage: Eukaryota; Metazoa; Arthropoda; Insecta; Diptera; Culicidae. Bases 83 to 832 code for a protein of 249 amino acids. The record is from RefSeq and is a predicted model, not a curated record.
UUCAGAUGUUUGCAUUAUUUUGUUUGCCAUCGAGAGGAUACCUGGAUUUGCAGAAAUUUACUUUACUAGACAAAAACCGAUCAUGACCGAUGGAUCCGGUUCGGUAGGGAUAAAGCUGGAUAACGACUCUGACAGCAAUAGAGUGGAUACAACUACCGGAGAACCGAACUGCAAGUCUUCGUCACUAUCGGAAAAUCGUUACUUCCGUCGAAAUUUGGAUACUGCAUUUCAGAAGUUUGGUCCCCAACAACCGCGUAAGAUUUUGAAAACUAGUUAUUUAGAUAGGUACAACCAAAAGGAUGUGGAGCAAUAUGUGAAUGAUUUUGCUCAGAAAUCGGAGGAAUGUGUGUAUGGGAAAAUGCGCGACUGCUCCGAAUUUGUUCAAGUUACCAACUGGAGCGAACUACUGCACUCGGCCGGAAUGAAACACACGUGCAACAAUGAACUGGCUCUGACGAUGAAGAUGAUUGCCAUGACGGAGCAGUUUCCAGAUCCCAAACACGUCAAAGGGGUCGAUUUUAAAUUAUUAUAUUUAAAUCUGUCAAAUAUGAUGAUGGGAUAUCCGGUUCAAGAGAUGAAUACAGCUACGAACAAAUUACUGAAAGAUGUUUACGAGGAAACUGAUUCAAAGUUAAAACAAUCGGACACCAGCGAAAACGAGGCUCUUCUGUGUCAACGUUUGAAUAGUAUCAUUCCUCCCAGAGAGUCAUCAUCAGAGAGCUUGGCGAACGAGGACUUGUCUGUGUACUUCGCUGACUCCAACCUGAACCCAUUGCAAAUUGAUUUCGCAAAACUGUUCUAUGUUUCUUGUGGAUUGCCAGGAGGAAAAUAGGACUAAUAAAACGCACUGUUGAAUUUAA